AUGUAUCUUUCUAUUUUUUCAUUCUUCGUGCAUUUUUCUUUGACUAUAUUUCACUUGUACUUUUCUUUCUCUCUCUCUUGUUCCAUAUCCUCACUCCCUACUGUCUCAGUGUCUUCAAUGUCUCCUUUUCUUCACUUCCUCUUCCUUUCUCUGAUGUAUCUAUUCAGUAAAUCUAUUUACUUGUUUUCUCUUUCUUCCUCUCUUUCCACAUUCCCCCUUCAUUCCUCUCUCUGGUGUCUGAGUAUCUUCAGUGUCUCAUUUUUUCCCUUGUACUUUUCAUUCACUUUCUCUUUCCACAUCUCCUCUUCCUCCUACUCUCUCUGCUGCCUUACUCUCUUCAGUGUGUCCUUUUUGCCCUUUGUCUCCUUUUCCCCGCUUGGACUAUUCUUUCUCUCUAUCCACAUUCCCUCUUCCUCUCUUUCUGCUGCUUUACUGUCUUCCAUGUCUCAUUUUUUUUCUUCUACUUUUCUUUCUCUUUCUACAUCUCCUCUUCUUCCUCCUCUGCUGCCUUACUCUCUUCAAUUUUUUCUUUUUGCCUUCUACUUUUUUCUUUUGCCAUAUCCACUUUUUUCUGCUUUUCUGUUGCCCUACUUUCCUCAAUGUUUCUUAUUUCCUUGUACUUUUUCUUUCUCUUUCUACAUCCCCUCUUCCUCCCUCUCUGCUGCCUCACUCUCUUUAGUGUCUCCUUUUUUCCUUUGUCUACUUUUUCCCUUGUACUUUUUUCUCUUUUUACAUCUCCUCUUCCUCCCUCUCUGCUGCCUUACUCUCUUUAGUGUCUCCUUUUUUUCCUUGUACUUUUCUUUCUCUUUCUACAUUCCCUCUUCCUCUGCUUUUUUUAACUUUUUUUUAUACAAACACAAUCCAUUAUUCACUCACAUUUUACACUUUUUCAUUUCUCUUUUUCUUCAUUCCCUCUUCUACUUUUUUAUUUUCUUCAUAUUUUCUCAUUUUUUUUAUUCAUCCUUCUUCAUCUUGACUUUUCUAAUUCUUUUAUUUCUCUUUUCCUUUCUUUUUACCAUUUCUUCUUCUUCUUCAUUUUCCUCCUUAUCAUUUUCUUUUACCUUUCCUUUUCCAUUUCCUUCUUCAGUGUCUGAUCUUUUUCUUCUUUUCCUUAUAUUUUGUUCCUUUCUUCUUUUUCUUUUCUUGUUCUAUUUCCUUCCAUUUUUUUCUUUCAUGAUUUUUUUCUUUUUCACUUAUUCCUUUCCUUUUUUCCUCAUAUUACCUUCCUUUCAUCUUUUCUUCCUCUUUUCUUUCCUUCACAAUAUUUCUGUUCUCCUCAUUCUUCUUCUGCUUAUUUUUUCUUUCUUUUGUCCUUUUUUUGACUUUUCUUCUUCACUUUUUUUUCUCUUCCUUUUUCUAUUAUCCUUUUCUAUCUUUCUUUCCUACUUUUAUUUUUCUUUUCCUCUUUUCUUUCACUUCUUGGUCUUUAAUCCUUCAGUUUUUCCUUCUUUUUUUUCUUUUUCUUUCCUCAUACAUAUUUUUCUUAUCCUCUUUAAUCAUGCUUUUCUUUUUCUUCUUUCUUUCUUUUAUUCUUUACUCUUUCUUUUCCUUUUUCUUUACUCUUUCUUUUCCUUUUUCUUUACUCUUUCUUUUGUUCACAAUGUUUUCUUUCUUUUUUUUUUCAUUGAAAGCACAACUUAA
Acanthosepion pharaonis is the source of this 1641-nucleotide messenger RNA. NCBI's taxonomy places the organism in Eukaryota, Metazoa, Mollusca, Cephalopoda, Sepiida, Sepiidae. The record is from the annotation of a GenBank genome assembly.